Molecule: messenger RNA, 1512 nt
Organism: Leishmania mexicana MHOM/GT/2001/U1103
Lineage: Eukaryota; Euglenozoa; Kinetoplastea; Trypanosomatida; Trypanosomatidae
Product: heat shock protein HslVU, ATPase subunit HslU,putative
Exons: 1
Coding region: 1-1512 (503 amino acids)
Cellular component (GO): HslUV protease complex
Molecular function (GO): peptidase activity; ATP binding; ATP hydrolysis activity
Source: RefSeq, a predicted model, not a curated record
AUGUUUCGCUUCCCGACUCAGCUUUUGUUUUGUGUGGCUGCGGCGGCCAGCACGCCAUCCCCUGACGUGUUGCAGGUCACAAGGGAAAAGGCAAGCAAGCUUGACAAUCUCUCGCCGCGGGCGAUCACGAAAAUAUUGGACGCCUACAUUGUUGGGCAGGAUGCUGGAAAACGCGCCGUGGCUAUUGCGCUGCGCAACCGCUGGCGUCGUCGGCAGCUCAGCGACGCCGACCUGCGGAGGGAGGUGGUGCCCAAGAACAUGCUGCUGAUUGGUCCAACUGGCGUCGGCAAGACGGAGAUAUCGCGUCGCAUGGCGCGCAUCACGGACGCCCCGUUUAUCAAGGUGGAGGCCACCAAGUACACGGAGGUCGGCUUCAAAGGCAAGGACGUCGAGAGCAUCAUCGAGGACCUGUACACGAACGCCAAGCUCAAGGCAAGGCGCGCGCUCGAGGCAGAGCGACAUGCAGAGGCGCUGAACAUGGCGCUGGACACUGUGUAUAGCGCCUGGUCGGUGAGCCAGCGGAUGCGAGCGAUGGACCGUUCUCUGCUUAGCGCCGGCAAGGCCGAGGAAGUGACGGCUGCAGCCGCAGACGACAGCGCAGCGGAAGCGGAAGAGUCGCAGCAGCAGCAGCAGCAGCACAACUUCGAGUACUUCCGCGAGCACUACCUGGAUGAGCCAAUCACUAACGAUAUGGUGACGAUCGACAUUAGUGCCCCGCAGGCGCCGACGAAGCCACCAAAGGAGGGCAGCAUCGAUCUGCAGUCGGUUGGCAUGCUGCUGGGUCUGGGAGGGGAGCCGAAGAGGCUGAAGGUGUCCGUGACGAAGCGGGUGGCUGACGCUGUGCCGCUGGCCACGCAGGAGGCGCUAGACAAACUGAUCGACGAAGCCUCAGUGAACACGCUAGCACGUGCCCUGGCGGAGGAGGAGGGCGUUGUCUUUGUGGAUGAGAUCGACAAGGUGGUUGCCGAGCCGUCCAGCGCCAACGCCGACGUCAGCUCCACCGGGGUGCAGCAAGAUCUGCUGCCUCUGAUCGAGGGCUCCAACGUCACCAUGAAAGACGGCAGCGUCAUUGCGACGGACAACAUCCUCUUCAUCUGCUCCGGCGCCUUCCACGUUGUCAAGACGUCCGACAUGAUCGCGGAGCUGCAGGGCCGACUGCCUGUACGCGUAGAGCUGCAGGCGCUGACGGAGGAGGACUUCCGCCGUAUCUUGACGGAACCCAAGUUCAACCUGCUGCGGCAACAGGAAGAGAUGCUGAAAACGGAGAAGAUCGACGUCGUCUUCACGGAGGACGGCGUUAAUGAGCUGGCCAAGGUGACCUGCGCAGUGAACAGCCAAGGUCAGAACAUCGGCGCCCGUCGCCUCAACACAAUCCUCGAGCGCGUCAUGGACCCGUAUAGCUUCAACUGCGAAGAGUACGAAGGCAAGAGGGUGGAGAUCAACGCCAAGAUGGUGCGGGAGGCAACGGAGAAGCUCCAGAAGAACGUGAACUUAGCUAAGUACUUAUUAUGA